GAAUAUCUGGUAUCAAAUCCACAGAAAUAUCUAAAACUUUAGAUUGACCAAACUUAGGGUUUAUCGUAUUUGUAUAUUUGCUAUGGCGACGCCGGCGAACCCUCCGAACUCCGAAUCCGAUACCGACAUAACAAAUCAGGUUACGAACUCCAAAUCCGGCCCGAAUCCUGAAUUCACUUCUGACGCGUUAACCGCCACGAUUCCAUCUAGUCCUGUCGUCUGCCUCCUUAGGUUCGCCGGUGACUCUGCCGCUGGCGCCUUCAUGGGCUCCAUUUUCGGCUACGGGUCAGGAUUGAUAAAAAAGAAAGGCUUUAGAGGAUCCUUUGGGGAAGCAGGAGCUUCGGCAAAGACUUUUGCAGUUUUGUCAGGAGUUCAUAGUUUAGUUGUCUGUUUCCUGAAGAGAUUACGGGGAAAAGAUGAUGUUAUCAACGCUGGAGUAGCUGGAUGUUGCACUGGUCUUGCGCUAAGUUUUCCAGGUGCACCUCAGGCGCUAUUACAAAGUUGUCUCACCUUUGGGGCUUUUUCAUUCAUCAUCGAAGGUCUUAACAAACAGCAACCUGCAUUAGCACUAACUGCGCAAACGAAUGUCAAAAGUAGGCAAUAUGGUGUGCUUGCUCCUUUGUCACUACCUCUACCAAGUGAGCUUAAGGAAUCCUUUUCAUUCUUCUGCCAGUCCCUUGAAAAACGUCGCAAGCACAACAAUCAUGGUUCUGGUUAGAUAGUGAAGAAAUGAUGUGGUUCUCAACCUUAUGUCAAUGUUGGCAUGAUUAUGAAGUUUUGUAAAUUGUAAUUGACUUUUAUUCUGCUUUUAAGAGUUAUGGAUCGUGGUUUUCUAGCUGGUGUAGCCAAGUUUAUUUAUUAAUACGCAAUCUGGAUAAGUUGUCUAGUGA
Messenger RNA from Nicotiana tabacum (common tobacco), 890 nucleotides. Lineage: Eukaryota; Viridiplantae; Streptophyta; Magnoliopsida; Solanales; Solanaceae. The record is from RefSeq and is a predicted model, not a curated record.